Molecule: messenger RNA, 1384 nt
Organism: Chaetomium strumarium
Lineage: Eukaryota; Fungi; Ascomycota; Sordariomycetes; Sordariales; Chaetomiaceae
Exons: 4
Coding region: 205-1233 (342 amino acids)
Cellular component (GO): membrane
Source: RefSeq, a predicted model, not a curated record
AUCGCGAAAUACGACUGAGAUCAAGACGCUGGGAAGAGAAUGAUGAUAUAAGGCCGGGCUGGUCUCGAGAUGGACUUCUUUAUAAAAGCGCUGGCAACGCACCUGGUGCGCAGUUACAGCGGACGGUAUCACACUAUCAGUCCUCUUGAGCCAUCAAGCUAAGUACCGUCGCCACUUACACGACCUGCACCACUAGAUUUCGAGAUGGUGUCAGGAAAUUAUGUUCCCGGCAGCGUCUACUUCUACGCCCCUAACAAAGGCGCUCCGGUCUUCUUCGCGUUGGCGUUUGCACUUUCUGGUUCCUACCACGCCUACCAAUGCGUUCGCUACAAGAGUUGGCGCCUAACGGGACUCUAUGUUUUCUGCGCCAUUCUCUUCACCGUGGGCUUCAUCAUCCGCGAGAUGGGUGCAUUCGACUACGAAGACCUGAUCAAGUACAUCGUCAGCAUUUGCCUGAUUUAUGCAGCGCCCCCUCUCCUCGAACUAGGAAACUACCACAUCUUUGGGCGCAUCCUCUACUACGCCCCAUACCAUUUACCCAUCCACCCGGGGCGUGUCCUUACAACCUUUGCCUUUGUUUCAUUCAUCAUUGAAGUCCUCAACGGAAACGGCGUGGCCUACAGCGUCAAUCAAUCCCUGAGCGCCUCGCAGCAAGCAACGGGUCGCGCCCUGCUCAAAGCCGCGCUGCUCAUCCAGCUCGGCGUGAUCGCCCUCUUCCUGCUGCUGGCCGCGACCUUCCACCGCCGGUGCCUGCGCGGAGGGCUACGGAACCAAAACCUCCUCUCGGCGCUAUACACGCUGUAUGCGUCGACGGCGCUGCUGACGGUCCGAACCGUGUUCCGCGUGGCAGAGUACUGGAGCAUCGCGCAGCACGACUUCUGGUCGCCGCACGGCAUCGAUCCGAAUUCGCUGAGCCCGGCGAUCCGAUACGAGUGGUUCUUCUGGGUGUUCGAGUCCAGCCUGAUGCUGGUCAACCACCUGCUGCUGAACGUGCGCCAUCCGCGGCGGUACCUGCCCAAGAGUUCCAAGACGUAUCUCGCGCUCGAUGGCGUGACGGAGGUGCAAGGGCCUGGGUACAAGGAUGGCAGGUCGUUUUGGCUGACGCUGGUUGACCCGUUUGAUUUAUGGGGUCUGUAUAAGGGGAGAGACAAUGAGGCGAGGUUCUGGGAGCAGGCUAGCGAAGGGGGUGGGAAAGGGCCCAAUGCGGGGAGGGGAGAUGUUGAGGCACAAUGAAACCUCACAUCUGAGUGAUUUGCGUUAUGAUGAGAGAGUAUGGUAGUCAGAAUGUCGAAUGUCUUUGGAUGCUUGUCUCACUUAUCGCCUUACUGUUAGAAAUCAAGUUGUGUAAGAAUUGUGAUGUACACAGGCAGUUUGGCCAAGAGAA